This is a messenger RNA of Aspergillus terreus NIH2624, 1314 nucleotides long. Its product is annotated as TLC domain-containing protein. The transcript has 3 exons. The coding region runs from base 1 to 1314 and encodes 437 amino acids. Gene Ontology annotation, cellular component: membrane. Lineage: Eukaryota; Fungi; Ascomycota; Eurotiomycetes; Eurotiales; Aspergillaceae. The record is from RefSeq and is a predicted model, not a curated record. Gene Ontology annotation, molecular function: sphingosine N-acyltransferase activity. Gene Ontology annotation, biological process: ceramide biosynthetic process.
AUGCCUCGUGUCCGGAGAAAGUCGAGCAACUUGGGCGCAGACAUUCGCGGUGACACCAGCGCUCCCGCCAUGUCCACCAUGAACGAGUUCAGUCCAAUCGAGCCCCAGGCGCCCAAAUGGGAUCAGGUCGCGCCGUCUCGUUCGUCCUCCAAGUCGCAGUCGAAGCGUCGCAAGAGUCGGUCUCUCCUCCGUCGGUUUAAGGAUAAUUGUCUCAAGCACACAUGGCUUCUUCCCCUCCUGAUCUUGGUCGUUCUCCUGUCGGCCUACGCCGUCAACCCCACGCCUUCCAACCCCCUCCAUAGCGCCAUCUUUCUGUCCUACCCGCAACCUCCGAAGACCCCCGGCGGCCCCGUGAUGUAUGGGAAAGGCCCCAAGGAUAUCGCGUUCGUCGCGUUCUACACCAUCGUUCUGUCAUUCACUCGGGAGUUCUUGAUGCAGCGCAUGAUCCGGCCGCUCGCGGUGUGGUGUGGCAUCCGCGGCAAGGGCAAGACUGCCCGGUUCAUGGAGCAAGUGUACACGGCGAUCUACUUUGCGAUCUUUGGUCCCUUCGGCUUGUACGUGAUGAGCCGCUCCGACAUCUGGUACUUCAACACGACGGCCAUGUUCGAGGGCUUCCCCCACCGUGAGCACGAGGCGCUGUUCAAGGCCUACUACCUCCUUGAGGCGAGCUACUGGGCUCAACAGGCCAUCGUGCUCAUGCUGCAAUUGGAGAAGCCCCGCAAGGACUUCAAGGAGCUUGUGGGACACCACAUCAUCACCCUGGCGCUGAUCGGCUUGAGUUACCGGUUCCACUUCACCUACAUGGGCAUUGCAGUGUACAUUACGCACGACAUCUCCGAUUUCUUCCUUGCGACCUCCAAAACCUUUAACUAUCUCGAUUUGGCUAUUACCGCUCCCUACUUCGGCGUGUUCGUUGGUGUAUGGAUUUACCUUCGCCAUGUGCUGAACCUCAAGAUCCUGUGGGCGGUUCUGACGGAAUUCCGCACCGUGGGACCCUUUGAGUUGAACUGGGAAACGCAGCAGUACAAGUGCUGGAUCAGUCAGUACAUUACGUUCGCCUUACUGGCCAGUCUGCAGGCGGUGAAUCUUUUCUGGCUCUUCCUGAUCCUCCGCAUCCUCAAGAACUACCUCUUCACCAACGUGAAGAAGGACGAGCGCAGUGAAGACGAGGACUCUGAGGAGGAAGAAGAGACGACCGCUCGUGCGACGGGUGUGGAGUCGUCCUCGAUGACGGCCCGCAAUGUGGGCAAGGAGAACCAGGCGCCGCAGGUGCUGGUCAACGGACAGCCCCUCCACUCGAGCAAGAAAGACUAG